AAAUUCUCUUUACACAACAAUCGAACCUCUCCUUUUUGUUUUUCACUCCCUGAAUUUGAUUAUCUUUCUCUAAAGAACUUCUAGCUAACAAAAUUCCAUGGAAGCAAAUUCAAUUAAGGAAACACUUUGUGGAGUUUUUUAGUUUUUUAAAGCAAUGGUCAGUGUCCUUAAGUUCAGUUAUAUCAUGAAUUCUGUGCCAGCUCUUUAGCGGUGUCUUCGAAUGUACACGGGUUAACAACUUGUCCGGAAAAUCUCCCUCGCUCUGAAUACAUUAAUCUAUUUGAAUUAUUCAUGUGGCCUUCCUUUAAAUUUACAAUUCUAAAAUGACAGUGCGUAGGAAACAAUAAAAACAGUAUUCAUCGUAGCACCUGUCAUGUCGUUGCUGAAGGUCGCCCACUCUGGCACAGCGAACAGAAAUCUUUCAUCAACCCAUUCGAUUUUAAACGAGUUGGCGUCGAUGAAGAUCUGACUAGCGAUUCGUCCCAACGAAAUUAAAUGUUCGCUGAAUUUAUGCGAUACCUCUCAGAGGCUUAAAGGACAUCAAUUGCUCGUUUUUCCAAUUGCCUUAUUGCCAUCUGGGAGAGCGAAUGGAGAUCAAUCCUGGAUUGAAUCACAUCAGCGAACAAGCGAGCAACAAUUCAUCCGUUCAGGCACCAAAGCCAUCUCUGAGAGGAGAAAUCAACGAUAAAGGACAAAGGAUCAUUAUUAAUGUUAGCGGCCUGAGGUUUGAAACCUACGAACGCACGCUUUCUCAAUUCCCGGCAACACUUCUCGGUUGUGCAGCGAAAAGAGAAUUCUACUACGACAGUGAAAACAAUGAAUAUUUUUUCGACAGAAAUCGUUCAUCGUUUGAGGCCAUAUUAUUUUUUUACCAGUCUAAUGGCAAGCUUGUUCGGCCGAGUGGUGUUCCGUUGUACGUUUUUUCGGAAGAGGUCAGAUUUUUUGAACUUGGUAAGGAACAUCUUCAGCGGUUAGAGAUCGAGGAGGGAUAUAUAAGCGAAGAGAAACCACUAUUGCCGACAAACCAAACACAAAGGAGAAUAUGGGAAUUAUUCGAAUAUCCGGACAGUUCAAUGCCGGCGCGUUUUUUAGCUAUGUGGUCAGUGUCUGUGAUUUUACUGUCUAUCGUGGUAUUUUGCCUCGAGACUUUACCGAGUAUACGUUGUAGGACUGAUUCAAGUGGACCUGGUUGUAAGGCAUACGUUGGAACCCCUCAAACUAAGAAAAUGUGGUACACUGUAAUCGAAAUUCUGUGUAUCUCGUGGUUCACCCUUGAGUAUGUUGUGAGGUUAUUGUCUUCACCGCAAAAAUUGGUCUUUAUUCGCACAUUUUUGAACAUCAUUGACCUAGUUGCGAUUUUACCCUACUACAUUACGCUUCCAAUGAACGAAGCCCGCGUAACCUCGUUGGCUGUGUUACGAGUUAUUCGUCUAGUACGUGUCUUCCGCAUAUUUAAAUUGUCGAGACACUCAAAAGGCUUACAAGUCCUUGGCUAUACGCUGCGGUCAAGUUCAAGAGAACUGGCCAUGCUCAUUUUUUUCCUCUUGAUCGGAGUAGUGCUGUUCGCGAGUGCUGUUUUUUACGCGGAACAAGACAGCCAAGAUAGCCAAUUCAAAAGUAUCCCUGAUGCAUUCUGGUGGGCGGUAGUUACCAUGACAACAGUGGGAUACGGGGACAUGACUCCUCGCACUUUGGGAGGCAAAAUAGUGGGUUCUAUCUGCGCUAUAUCAGGGGUGUUGACCAUUGCUCUUCCUGUGCCGGUUAUUGUAUCAAAUUUCAACUACUUUUACAAAAGGGAGGAAUUGAACCAGUCUCUUAAUACGGCGGAAAACGGCGAGUGUGGUAGAGACCAAAACGAAGACGUUGACGCCUUCAACGGGCCGCUGACCAGCCCAUCUGGACACAUGAUCCUCAGCUCACCUGCCGCAUUUACAGGAAUAGAGGAGGUUCGAGUAAAAACUGAGACGCCUGUUUGAUCAUGUGACUUCUCGCGCUGGGCCGCUGACCAGCCAAUUUGGGCUUAGCUCAUACAACGUGUUUGGAUUCGAAGAAGUUUGCGUAUAAACUGCAUGAUAUGCACGUUCGACCAAGUGAAUCGAUAAGUUCUUUAGAAGGAGGCUUUUACAAGCCUGUAGAAACAUGUGUCGUGUUUUGAUGGCUACCGCCUUUCUCCUGGUCAUCACCUUCAUUACGACUCAACAUGCUCAAAAAUAGACUCGGUUUCAUGUACUCAAAAGCUUACGAGGAGACGGUUAAGACAGUCUAUGAUUAAUUGCAUAACGAAGUCAAUAUUUAUCUCAUGUUUCCAUCGAGUGGAUAAGACGAUAUUGUAAUAAAAAUGUAUGGGCUUCACCGACGAGCUGAGUCAUAUGGCUACGAUAGCGAUGCAGAUGUUUCAAUAUCUGAUCAGCUAGGAAUUUAGUGAUGGCAAACUGUUUGAUUCUUUCCUUAGUCAAGCGACGAUGAUCAAACUAGCUCAAAAAUUUUGAUCUAAAACGCAAGUGAAGUGGACAUAUAUUCAUGCUUGGUUACAUUGAGUCUUGCGAUUGAACAAGCAACAGGAAUAAUUGGUGUUUUGCCUGGAUAAACCCAGCGGCUCAGUGAUCCGUUAAGUGUCACGUUGGAAAAGAUCAGUGUAGAAUUCUGAGAGCAUAAGACUGACUUAAACUAUGAAGAGCAAAGGCACAGGAAAGCCAGCAUACUGGAAACCUACCCAACUAAAACUAAGCAUAUUUUUUACAUUGCUUGUGCGUUUAUCAGCGUUUCGUUGUCAGCGGAAUUGUUUCUUCUCGUUAGCCACAUCAAGAAAUUUCUUGGUUUGGAUACCCAACCGACAAUAAUCGGUUCCGUCGGCCGAGAAGAAUGACACCAGUCAGCGGUUUCGUUAUUGUAAAAUGGACUAAAACUUUUAUGCAUCUCUUUCACAUAGGCACUAACGACUGCAGUAUUUACAUUGUGCAGAGAGACUUAAAGUAAAAAAUAUUUGACGAACUUUCAAUUUCCUUGUUUUGGAAUCACGUUUAGUUUUCAUCCAGCGUUUAAAUUUGCCAGAAAAAUUGGAUUUAUUCAUGACUAACUAAAAAUAUUGUUCAUUUUUAUACACGUUCCGGUACAUUUGUUUUAUUCAUGUCAAGUGCGUUCUAAUUGGUAUGUUUAAGGCUUGUUUCUUAGAAGAGCUGCAAUAGCUCAAGGAACCUAAGAGACGUCUAGGAUGAUAUGUAUAUCGUUUUGCUAUUAUGAUUUCAGGUGGUUAGACGGCUGCCAAACAACCCAUAGGCCAGUUGUCAAUCCUCUCGCUUCUUAGGGCCGCAAAUUUUCUUUUUAUUUGAGUUUAAAAUUUUUAAGAUAUGUGAAAAGGCUGCGACGGUUUAAACAUAAAGACUUCUGUUCAAAUACUCGUUAUUUGAAACACUUGUACAUGUGAAAAUUCCAAAAAGGUUACUUGAACAUAGAGUAUGGAUUAAUAAAUUGCUUAGCGGUUAAAAAGAGACUUACGGAGAAGCAUUCUCUGUUAUGAGAACCGCGAACACUUUGAUAUUAAUCUGACACGCGCCAAUAAGCGUGUACUGACCAACCUCAAGGUCCGGGGCGUGUAAACAAAACUCAAAACCGCAAGUUGAUUACUAUUGCUGAUUGCGGUUCAGAUUUCUGACGCUUAAUUGAAUCCUUCAAAUACAGUUAUAUGCUAUAAAUAUAUCUGGCCUUCACGGUUUUCUGAGUUUCGUAGUAAAUAGAUCGUCAAGGGUUGGAUGCAAGACAAGCCGAGACAUUAUGGAUAGAAGCAAACGGCUGAUUGCUAGGCAAGAAUGGAUAAAAAAAAGGAGAAACGAAGCGAAUUUUUACGACUUUCGAGGGCUAACUGAUCAGACAAGGAAAAUCUUAAAGAGCUAAAACGCAUCCAGUUUCAUAAUUCUUUAUAUACAUUUUCAAUGGCAGAUAUCAAAUUAUGAGGCUUCUAGAUUAUACUUAUCCUAAAAGCUUUUGUAGUUUCAGAAUAUUUAAUUUGAUUUUUAACAACUGAUUCUAUCUAACUAGGAUCAAGGCCUUAAGACAAAGAUCGGAUUAGCUCACAGCCUUGUCUUCUACAAAGUAUGUUAAAUGUGAACAUAGUUUCAUUGAAACAAAUAAACGGUGGAAAACAUA
This is a messenger RNA of Stylophora pistillata, 4143 nucleotides long. RefSeq names its product potassium voltage-gated channel subfamily A member 2. NCBI's taxonomy places the organism in Eukaryota, Metazoa, Cnidaria, Anthozoa, Scleractinia, Pocilloporidae. Gene Ontology annotation, biological process: potassium ion transmembrane transport; action potential; protein homooligomerization. The record is from RefSeq and is a predicted model, not a curated record. Gene Ontology annotation, molecular function: protein binding; delayed rectifier potassium channel activity. Gene Ontology annotation, cellular component: voltage-gated potassium channel complex; membrane.